Messenger RNA from Strigops habroptila (Kakapo), 1502 nucleotides. RefSeq names its product YKT6 v-SNARE homolog (gene YKT6). Gene Ontology annotation, cellular component: Golgi apparatus. Gene Ontology annotation, biological process: endoplasmic reticulum to Golgi vesicle-mediated transport. The transcript has 8 exons. Bases 153 to 749 code for a protein of 198 amino acids. Lineage: Eukaryota; Metazoa; Chordata; Aves; Psittaciformes; Psittacidae. Gene Ontology annotation, molecular function: SNAP receptor activity. The record is from RefSeq and is a predicted model, not a curated record.
GGCGCCUGCGCAAGGAGCAGGAAGCCCCGUGGCAGCUGCUUGCGCCGGGCGUCACUUCCCGCCGCCGCGGUUCCGCCUCCGGGGUACGCUCGGUUCGCUCCCGGCCGCCGCCGCCGCCUCCGCCUCUGAGCCGCCGCGCAGGAGCCGCCGCCAUGAGGCUGUACAGCCUCAGUGUCCUGUACCGAGCCGACCCCAAGGUGCGGCUGCUGAAGGCGGCCUACGAUGUGUCCUCCUUCAGCUUCUUCCAGCGGUCCAGCGUGCAGGAAUUCAUGACCUUCACGAGCCAGCUGAUUGUGGAGCGCUCGGAGCUGGGCAGCAGAGCCUCGGUCAAGGAGCAAGAGUACCUCUGCCACGUGUACGUCCGGAACGACGGGCUGGCCGGGGUGGUGAUCGCAGAUAACGAGUAUCCCCCGCGGGUUUGCUUCACCUUGCUGGACAAGGUGCUGGACGAGUUCUCCAGGCAGGUCAGCAGAGCAGACUGGCCCUCAGGAUCCCCCGCGACCAUCAGCUACGCAGCCCUGGACGGGUACCUCAGCAAGUACCAGAACCCCCGUGAUGCCGACCCGAUGACCAAAGUGCAGGCGGAGCUGGACGAGACCAAGAUCAUCCUGCACAACACCAUGGAGUCACUACUGGAGCGAGGGGAGAAGCUGGAUGACCUGGUCUCCAAAUCAGAGGUGCUGGGGGCACAGUCCAAAGCCUUCUACAAAACUGCCCGGAAGCAGAAUUCCUGCUGUGCCAUCAUGUGACACAGAGCGCGGGUCUCCUGCUCCGGACGUCCAGCGCUCCGCUGCCCGUCGGUGGGAGCCGCGGCGCCUGCCCAGGCCGGGGCUGGCGGCAGCCUCAGCACUGAAGUGACUUUAUUGCCCCAUGUCCAGGGACCGGUGCCCCAUAGGGCGAGGGGGGAGCACGGGCGCCCCCCGGCCCUCGCUUAUUCUGAGGGCAGCCGGGACCAUGGGGCACCGGCCAAGGGGCCCCCCCCCCAUCACCCUUCCCAGCAUCUUGGGGGGGCUUUUUAUGUAUCUGUGUCCCAAGGGUGGGGUGGGGGGUGGGGGAAGUGGAAGCGCUUUCCCAUGGUGGGGGGAUGCUUGCUGCUGGGCUAUUAUUGCCGGUGCCCAGGGAGGGGGUCGCCUCUGGGUGCCUUUGGUGGUGGUGUGGGAUGGGUCAGCCCCCCUGGUGUCCCUGGGGGGCUCGGGGUGGGGGGCCUGUCCCCUGUUGUGCUGGUUGGGGACAUGUGUGUGUCCCCCACUUUGAGAAGGUGAAACCAGCCCCAGGGCUGCGGUGCCUGCACCAGCGGGAGGGGAGCAGGGCUGAGGGGGGCUCUCCUGCUUUCCUCCCCUACUCCCAUCACCUCGGGGGGCUCCAGCAGCCCCCGCUGCCUCCUCUUCCUCCUGGGGAAGGGGGAAGAAAAGCUUUUGCUUGAGGUUGUAUCGUGGUCGGUGUUGCUGUCGUUCCCGGGCUGUUGCCCGCAGCGCCCAGGCAGGAUAAAGUUGUCUUUGGCA